Molecule: messenger RNA, 3172 nt
Organism: Balaenoptera musculus (blue whale)
Lineage: Eukaryota; Metazoa; Chordata; Mammalia; Artiodactyla; Balaenopteridae
Gene: C19H19orf47
Product: chromosome 19 C19orf47 homolog
Exons: 10
Coding region: 907-2361 (484 amino acids)
Cellular component (GO): nucleus
Source: RefSeq, a predicted model, not a curated record
UAGUUGAAGGGAGUGAGAUCCAGAAAGGUUAAGCCACUUGCCCCAGAGUCAGGGUUAGGAAGUGGUAAAAUCGAGAUUUGGAGCCAAGCCUUCUAAGGGCUUAGGAUGGGGAGUCUGGUGCAUGGUGAUUACUUGAAUUUUGGGAGCUGUCAUUUUUCUAUUAUUGUUAAUGUUAUAUAAUCUUCACUGUUCAGAAAGUCAGUGCUGGAGAUGGGCUUUUAAUGGUGGAGAGAGGACAUUGAGUCCAGCAGGGAAUUCUGCAGUUAUAGUGGGAGGAUACCAGUACUUAGAGCUUCCUAGUAAGUGUUAACUGAAACUUUGCAAAGACAGACCACAGUGCCUGGCUCAUAGUAAUCCCUUGACCAGUGUUAAUCAUAGCCACUGACUGACUUGGGUUCAAACCCUGGCCCUGUAGUUACUUGCUGUGUGACCUCGGGCCUGCCACUCUAAUCUGUAACUUGGAGAUCAUUUUUACUUUUUACCGCGGGUGGUUGUGAGGAGUCACUGACAUGUGAACAUAUUCAGUGCCUGGCACGUAAACAUUCAGCAGGAGCUACUGCAUGGACAUUGGAGUCAGGGAGAACUUGUUUUUGAAUCCUAGUAAAGUGCGUGCUAGGUGUGGCAUUUGGCAAAUGACUGCCCCACAAUGAGUCGGUUUUCUCAUUGAUUAAAAUGGGGCUAAUUAUAGUCCUCACUCAUGAGGGGGUUGUGAGGCAUCAGCGUGAUGCCUGGCAUUGGUCCUGGUGCAUAGUUAGUGCUUGGUAUGUGAAAUGCUGUUGUUCUGUCUGACUUAACUGAAGCCUCUCCAUGCCUUGCUCUUUGAGAGAUGUUGGUUGUAUUGUCUUUGUCCAGUGGUAAAAUCCCGAAGGGAAAAGGGAUCUUAGGAGCCAAGUACAGGGUGAAGUGAUGUCCGUGGUCAUGUUCAUCAUCCUACUUGGGAGUAGAGGAGAGACCCUCACAUCUGGGGACUUUGGGAAGGCUUCACAAAGCAGGUGGCAGCCAAGCAGAGUGAUGGAGAGCUUGCCAGGAGGACAGGAGGAGCAAACAUUCCAGGCACAGGCUCCAGGGAGCAGAGUGAAGGCGAGGGAGACAAUGGUCUCUGUAACUAUGGCCACUUCCGAGUGGAUCCAAUUCUUUAAGGAAGCCGGCAUUCCUCCGGGACCUGCUGUCAAUUACGCAGUGAUGUUUGUGGAUAAUAGGAUCCAGAAGAGCAUGCUGCUGGAUCUCAACAAGGAAAUCAUGAAUGAGCUGGGCGUGACUGUGGUGGGCGACAUCAUUGCCAUCCUCAAGCAUGCCAAGGUGGUGCACCGCCAGGACAUGUGCAAAGCUGCCACUGAGUCGGUGCCCUGCAGCCCCAGCCCCCUUCCAGGCGAGAUUCGCCGAGGCGCCUGUAGCGCCGCCUCCCGGAUGAUCACCAACAGCCUGAACCGAGACUCCCCACCCGGCACUCCCCCCAGGCGGCCGGACACCAGCACCUCCAAGAUCUCUGUCACCGUGUCCAACAAGAUGGCAGCAAAGAGUGCCAAGGCCGCUGGCUCCUUCCCGUCGUGGGGCCUUUGCCCUGAUGUUCCCUUCUCCUGGACCUUCUUCCUCCACAGACUUUUCCAUGCUUGGCCGCUGUUCCUCUUCCAGGUCUCAGCUGCAGCCCUGGCCCGCCGGGAGGAGGAGAGUUUGACUGGUGCCACCAAGCGGCGCCGGGUCACGGCCGAGAUGGAGGGGAAGUACAUUAUCAACAUGCCCAAAGGUACCACCCCCCGGACCCGGAAGAUCCUGGAGCAGCAGCAGGCGGCGAAAGGUCUCCACAGGACGUCUGUGUUUGAUCGCCUUGGCGCCGAGACCAAGGCAGACACCACGACGGGGAAUAAACCCACAGGAGUCUUCAGCCGCCUGGGGGCCACCCCAGAGAUGGAUGAGGAUCUGGCUUGGGACAGUGACCACGACAGCAGCAGCUCUGUCCUGCAGUAUGCCGGCGUCCUGAAGAAGCUAGGCCGGGCCCCAGCCAAAGCCAGUCCCCAGCCCGCACCAACUGUCAAAGCCAAGGCCACCAGCUCGGCGGCAACGGCUACCGCCCCAACGCUGCGGCGCCUGGCUUUUUCCUCACGACCUGGGCUCGAGAGGAAGCCGGAGUCCCUAUCCAAAGUCAGCAUCAUCCAGAGACUGGGCAAGGCUGCCCUUGUGCCGGAGGCCCAGGACAGCCAGGUCACGAGCACCAAGAGUAAGUCCUCGGCUGAGGUCAAGGUCACCAUUAAGAGGACUCUGGUGGGGCCCCGGGGGAGCAGCUCCAGCGAGGGCCUUGGUGCCCAGAUGGACCACGCGGGCACUGUGAGCGUGUUCAAAAGACUGGGCCGCAGGACCUUCUAGCCCAAGGGCGGGGCGCAGGCCCCUCUCCAGACUCCAGGCUCCAUCAGAGUCUUCAGCGAGGGCGCGCUCACCCCUCCCUGCCGGCUGCUGGAUGACACUGCUUGUCUCCCUCGGGCGUUCUGCCAGCCUGAGCUCUCUGGGGAUUCACCCGGUUUUUCUGAGUCUGAGAUGGUCAUUGUGGCCCGGCCUUGCCGCUCUGGGACUUUCCCUUCUCUCCCGUCCUCUGUUCUCUCCUCUCUGACCGUGGCCUUGGCAGGACCCACUUUUCUACCUCUCCAAGUGCCAAGUGCCCUUUUCCUGUCCUCCAUCCCCCAUCCUCCCUCUCAGCAACAUCUGCUGCCUCAAACCCCGGCUCCGGGCCUCCCUGUCCCCCAGGGUGGGUGUCGUCUGAAGGGGCUCCCGUAUCAUACCCCCACCCCCCCGACUGCCUCGCUUCCCUCCCUCCUCUGCCCCCUCCCCCCCGAUGCUUUGACUUCUCUCUCUCCGUCUCUUCACUCUGUUCAUUUCUUUUCUGUUUUCUGUCCCUGUGGCAAGGCCCGACUGUCCGCUGCGUCCUGCCUGACCCUCCUGCACCUCCGGCCUCCCAGCGGCCCCCUCGUCGGCGGCGGUGGCGUCGAGCCUGUAGAGACUGUUAGCCGCCGUCACUCCUAGGCUGGAGGGACCUCCCCAGACCCCAGGCUGCAGCUGGGGCACCUGCCUGGGCAUCUUUUUCCCUGAAAGUCGGUGGCGGGUGGCGGGUAAGGGGCACUAAGAAGGGAAGCCAGCACCGAGAGAAGAAAACAGCUAUUUUAAUAUAUUUUUGUGACUUUCA